Messenger RNA from Striga hermonthica, 2118 nucleotides. The record is from the annotation of a GenBank genome assembly. Lineage: Eukaryota; Viridiplantae; Streptophyta; Magnoliopsida; Lamiales; Orobanchaceae.
AUGAUGAGUUCGGCUAACUUGAGUAGCAACCAUAAUAUUGGGGACCUUGGUGUGAAAGCUUUAAUGAUGGAGCAGGAUCUAGUUCGAAGAACCUUGGAUCAUGGCAAGUACCCCACAUUUGGGUUAGCCACUCGGGAAGAGCCCAAUGCUCUUACUGCAAGGCAUGAAACUGAGAAAAGUAUAAGGCGAGACACUUUAAGGACUCCAAAUAGUGGUGCUGUUGCAAGUAUAUUGGCUCAAGAUAAGUCCCCAAUUUGUGAUUCUCGCCCUUGCUCGAUAUCAUCAAUAUGCCCAGCUCCAAUUUGCCGUCAGUUCUGGAAAGCUGGAAAUUAUGAUGACAACCAUAAUUCAAAGGCCACAUGUCAAAAUGGCACAGGUCAUCUUCGUGUUCACCCCAAAUUUCUUCAUUCUAAUGCUACUUCUCAUAAAUGGGUCUUUGGUGCUAUGGCAGAAAUGAUUGAUAACUCUGUUGAUGAGGUUCGAAAUGGGGCGACGUCUGUAAUUGUUGAUAAAAUAUCGAAUCCGAAAGAUGGAACUCCAGCUUUGUUAAUUCAAGAUGAUGGUGGUGGAAUGGACCCUGAAACAAUGAGGCGUUGCCUCAGUUUUGGGUUUUCCGAUAAGCAGUCCCAAAAUGCUAUUGGAAAGUAUGGAAAUGGGUUCAAGACUAGUUCUAUGCGACUUGGGGCUGAUGUUGUUGUCUUCAGUCGCUGCAAAAGGGACAGGAGAUUGACCCAGAGUGUUGGCCUGCUAUCGUAUACAUUUUUAAUGCGCACAAGGCAAGAUAAAAUAGUGGUUCCUAUGGUUGACUAUCUGUUUGACACAGAUAGUGGCACAUGGAAGGCAUUACACGACGACCAACGGCUUAAGCAAAAUCUUUCUAUCUUGUUGCAGUGGUCUCCAGUUGCCACAGAAGCUGAACUUCUAAAACUAUGCGAUGACAUUGGCCCUAAUGGAACCAAGAUUAUCGUCUAUAAUCUAUGGCAUGAUGAUGAAGGAAAAGUGGAGCUUGAUUUUGAUUCAGAUCCCGAGGAUAUUAGUAUUUCUGGUAAAUAUAAGAAUACUGGAAAAAGUGAACAGCAUCUUGCCAACCGUCUUCACCGUUCUCUGAGGGCAUAUUUAUCUAUUCUAUACUUGCGAAUUCCGGAGAACUUCCGCAUAUUAUUGCGUGGGCGAGAUGUCGAGUAUCAUAAUAUUGCAGGUGAUCUCAAAUUUCCGGAGUUCAUAUUGUACAGACCUCACAAUGUGGAGGGUUCAGUCAUCACGACAAUUGGGUUCUUGAAGGAAGCUCCAGCAGUGAAUGUACACGGUUUUAAUGUCUACCACAAGAACAGAUUGAUAUUGCCGUUUUGGCAUGUUGUAAGCUAUAGUCACAGCAGAGGCAAAGGGGUUGUUGGUGUUUUAGAAGCAAAUUUUAUCGAGCCUACCCACAACAAACAGGACUUUGAGAAAACUCCAGUUUACCAGAAGCUCGAAGCCCGCCUGAAAGCAAUGACACUAGAAUACUGGGAUUAUCACUGUGGGCUUGUUGGCUAUUAUCAAGCUCACAAAUCUCGAGGAUUAAAGCUGCCUCAGGAUACUUCCAAUUCUGGACCAGGCCAAGGCAUUUAUCAACCUGUUGUUCUGGGUCAAGACUCAGGUGCUUCUGGUCGAAAAGCAUCUUUUGUUGCAGCUAAAAAUAGUCCACAUGAAGUAGUAAGUGGCUCGUCCCAUCACAUGGCACCGAACUCCGAAAGGCAUUCUUCGCCCAUUGCUCAAGAUAAUACACAGGUAGAGACUUUCAAAAGGAAACACAGAGGACAUGACGAUGCUGCAGAUCUUGUAAGUGUUGAGAGGAGAGGACUCGAAUAUUCUGGUGGAGAUAAACAGCUUCCUGUUGAUCCUGAAAAGCAGUCAGAAAACCAAGAAGGUGCUAGUAUGAUUCGAGAAAACAAAAGGCUCCGCUCUCUGUGCCAGGAGUAUGAGAGCACAGACAAAGAACUCGAUUUCAAGAUAACAUCCCUCGAAAAUGAAGUACGAGAAGCCGAACGAGAGUGCACUCGCAUCUCUCCGCACAUAAAGGUGGCAAUCACGCGAGCCAUCGGACCCGGCAGGUCGUCGGGCCUCAAAACAUGGACCUAG